Messenger RNA from Toxorhynchites rutilus septentrionalis, 1023 nucleotides. RefSeq names its product 39S ribosomal protein L40, mitochondrial (gene mRpL40). Lineage: Eukaryota; Metazoa; Arthropoda; Insecta; Diptera; Culicidae. The transcript is spliced from 2 exons. Gene Ontology annotation, cellular component: mitochondrial large ribosomal subunit; mitochondrial ribosome. The coding region runs from base 380 to 979 and encodes 199 amino acids. The record is from RefSeq and is a predicted model, not a curated record.
AAACCUUAUCUGUCAAAAAAUAUCAAAUAUUUGACCUCCGGGCAAACAGUGUACGGCCACCUUAAGAAUGUUCGAUUAUUUGGCUUUAUUCCCGGUUUUAUUUACUCAUUCAUGAAAUUCGUGAAAUUCUACAAAACAAAAUUGUGUUUUUUGCUUGCGGUUCCCCUUUUCAUUCUUGAACUAUUCGGCCAGCCUUAAAAUUACACGUUUUAAGAUAAUAGUGUGCAAAUUUUCGAGAAGUUGAUUUUGUAAACAAAGCUAACCGUUUGACGUUUCUCCAAUGCAAUGGUUACGAAAGAACUGUUUAAUAGAGGCUAUUCAAAACAUCGGAAGAAUUUUCUGAUUGUUUCUGCAAUUCAUAACAUCUUUUGAAACGAAAAUGUUUUACAUUGGUUCUUUAAUUAGAUCACUACCGCUCUCAUCCGCUGGUCCAUUCGCCCUCCGGUCGAUUCACACCGGAAGUGGUAACUACUUCCACUAUACCCCGGUGCUCUGCGCUGAGCCCUUGAAGAAGAAAAAGAAAAUAGACCCCCAGGUGCUGAAGCAGCGCGAGGAGCGUAAAAAGAAGCGUCUUGAGAAGCAAAUUCGACGACUGGAAAAGAAUGCUCGCCAGCUGAAACCGGUCGAGGAUCUUGACAUACCGAUCGAACUGAUCGACGAGAGGGAGCAACGCAAGCGCACCGGUAUCAGGGUGACUCCGGAAGUGCUCGAGAGCCGGGUACUGCUCGAGAAGCAGUGGGCAAAACACAAGCGACUGGAAAAGCUCGCGGAUUAUCAGCUGAUUGAUAAGGUGUUGGCGGCCCAGACAAAGGCCCUCAACGAGCUUCGGUUCGAGUCGGAGGAACUGUACCAGAAGGCUAUCGAGCCGGAUAUGGGGAUCGUGCCGCUUAAAGUGGAGGGUCCAGUUGCGACGCCACCGAUCGAUGGGUAUGAUAUGCCCGACGGAGAGUAUAUCGAUGUGUCCAAAAAGUGGGAAUAGUGUGCAUCGCUAGAAUCGAUACUAAAUGAAUGUUGUAAGUAGUA